Molecule: messenger RNA, 3432 nt
Organism: Phymastichus coffea
Lineage: Eukaryota; Metazoa; Arthropoda; Insecta; Hymenoptera; Eulophidae
Exons: 18
Coding region: 97-3255 (1052 amino acids)
Source: RefSeq, a predicted model, not a curated record
CGGACUUGUUCAGUAUUCGACUGAGGGGGAUAAAAGUCAGUUGUCCUGCUGUGGUUUUUAGUAUAGUGAACAUGUCAUAUGUUAUGCUAGAAUAUCAUGAGUAGGUAUCAGGAUUUUUACAAUCAACAGCGAGAAUGGAAAGGAUUUUCUAAUGAACACAAUAGGAGAAGUACUUUUCGUGAUAGACGAAAAGAAAGGAGAACACAAGUGUUUGAUUUAUUUAGAGGUGACAUUGCGGCAUAUAAGCCUGAAGAAAUCAAACCAGUUUCACAAUUCACCUUUAGAGAUGCUGUUAGUAAAUUUAACAGAGAAAAGAAAAACACAGUAAUUCAGAAACCGCGUCCUUUUAUUGUUGGAACUGUAAAACAUAAAAUUCACUCUCCACCGUUUUUACAUGAAGCAUACCAAUACAAAGAACCACAAAGAAAGUUGAUAACGCAUAUACAAAAGUCAUUUGCACCAAGUAACUAUAAAUUUAAAAUCCCCAAAGGACUAACAAUAAUGAACAUGGAAACUCCUUCAAGAGUGGAAAAUCCCCUUUUAUCACCGUUUUUAUUGAAUACAGUUUGGAACAAAUUGGAUAACAAGAAUACAAAGAAAAAAGACUUUAUACAUGAUGAUAUAACACAUUGUAAUAAGACAAAACAAUUUAUGGAACCUUCAUCUCAUGAUUUUAGUACAGAAAAUGGAAAUGCUGAGCAGAAAAGCGUCAAAAGAGAACUAUGGCCAGAAGCUUCCGAUACAGAAAUAGUUUUUGGUCGAUUAAAUAUAAAAAGAAUAACAAAGUCACUCAAUAAUCAGCCUGAAGAUAAUGAAACAGUAGAACGUAACUUACCACAGAUCGAAAUCAAAGAUUCUAUGUCAUCCGAUUCAAGCGGAAAAGAUUAUGACAAAGUGAAAAUUAAGAAUUUUGAGUCCAUAGUUGAUUUAAACGUUGAAUCUAAUAUCGCAAGCACGUAUAAAUCUAUUCAAAAUCCUGAUGUAAAUACUUCUAGAAUAUUCAACGAACAUGAAAGUGAAACACCAGAUUCUAGCACACAGACUACACAAAUAGAUUGUAAAUUAUCACAAAUAUCUUCUCCCAAGACUAUUUCAUCAAACGCAAUUGAUAAUAUAGGAACUUUCAUAGAUGUAUUUGACAAAAAUUUUAAAAGCUGCAACUCAUUGUCUUCAACACUUUCAGGACAGAACUUUUUUAAAGAUAUUCCAGUGCAUUCAUUUCAAAAUUCACCUAAUGCAUGUACCUCUUCAAUUAUAUCUACUAUUCAAAAAGAUUUAAUCAAAGAAUGUUUACCUGGAUGCAUAGCCUCUAGAAUUGAAGGGGCUAAAUUACUAAAUAGUAUUGUUGAAGAAUCUCAAAGCCAACACAACGGUUUAAGAAUUAAAAAUAGUAAUAUAAUCGAAAGCGAAAAAACUUUGUCAGAUAUAGAAAGUUUAGAAAACAGGGAGAAGAUUUUGAAUUUAACUUUCACAAAAUCUUUAGGAUUCAUAGAAGAAGAUGAUGAAGAAGAAACAGUUCGAUUGAAUCUUGAAUAUUUAAAUAAAGAGCACAAAAGAGAUGAUAACUUGAAUAAUUCACCUGUUCUGAUAAGUCUAAAUUCAAGUAAUGUCAAUAAGCCAAUUGAUGAGUUCGCGAAAGUAUAUAAAGCAGAAUAUAAUACAUCAAAUUCUAAGAACCCUUCAUUAGAAAUAGAGAAUAAUGAUAAUAGUAAAGAAAUGCCAUCACUUUCGAAAAGUAAUUUACAAGAUGAUUACGCUAAUCAAACAAUUAAUGGUAUUCAGAAAAAUGUAGUUUGCCCUCGAAAAUCGUCAAAAAAUAUAAUCAAUCAACUCAUUAUCAAUCCAUUAUCUGGAUUGGUCUCUGAUCAUGACAAUCUUGAUAAGGAUGAAAAUUCGAAAUUCGAAACGCCCGUUAAAACAAUUUCAAAAAUAAUUAUUCAAUACUGCAGUUCAAAAAAAGAAGAAGAUGGUCAGUCUCAAACUCAAGAGAAUAAUGAGCUAGUAGUCACUUCAAAUUCAAUGCCAAGUAAUAGUCAAAUUCUCUUUAAGGACCAACCAACCGAAAUCAAUAACAAAUCAGUAAAUAAAAAUAACAAUAAAGAAUGCUGUGCUUCAUCAGUUAGCACUUUAACUAGGGAGGACGAAAAUGUAGGUUUAAGUAAAACUAUUGACUCGAACCCUGCAAAGUUCAUUGAUAAUAAUGAAAUUGCUGAUCAAAGUAUAAGAUCACUUGAUCCAUCUGAAAUUAACAUCGCUAUUGCCUUCCAAGCAGAGAAAGAGAAAGAUGUGACUGCAGAAACUCACCAAUUACUUGAUUCAACUGGCACAGAAAAAUCUUCCAAGUCUUACACGCCAGAGGAAACUUCACCAGUUAAUGAAAAACAAAGACAAUUAAAUAAUUCAACUGGAUUGGAUGAACCAAAGUUUGCAGUAGUCACAGACAUAGAGAAUGCGCAUACUGGUUUUGUGCAAAGUCACCAUCCUAAAAACGAGGUCGUCAUUGAUUUAACAUAUUCUCCUAUACAAUCAACUGAAAAAAAAUCAACGAAGCCGGAGUCUCAAAAGUCGGCAUUGGACUAUAAAUCGCCGUUAUUGCUUUUGUCAAAACAAAAUCGUAAUUCAAUUUUGUCAAGAUAUGACGAAAACGAUGUUGUUGACUUGAUUUCAGACGAUGAGGAGGAUUACACUUCUUUUCUAACUCGCAUUCUUCAAAAGCACGUAGAGACGUUUUGUUCACCCAAACACAGUCCAAAGAGUAGAACUCCUUUGGCAUCAGUUGGAAAUAUUCCACGAUUAUGUUUGUCUCAGACCCCACAGUCACCCGUUGCUAAUAAAAUUUACUCUCCACCGAAGAAAACUCCAAUGUUGAUUUCAGAAACUAUUCCGAUGGUGCGCGUUUCUCCAGCUCCUGGGCCAUUGGAGAUACUACACGGUACACCUCGCAAAACAUCACGAAGAGGAAAGGUGGUAAAAGAAAUUACCGAAGCAGUCGAAGUUCCAAGUCCAUUACGAGUUAUGAAUCUUAGAAACAGAAAUAUAAGCGUUUCACCAUCCCCGAACAAAAAAACUCCUCGGGUAGUUACACCCUGUAAAACACCAAUAAAAUGUAGUCUGGCGAAAGAAAUUACAGCUGAAGUAACCGAAGAUAUGGGCCAUUUACGAGUGAUGAAUUUGAGAAGUAGAAAUGUUAACGUUUCUCCAUCUCCGAAAAAAAAGACUCCUCGGAGAAGAAAAAACGAUAAGCAAUGUGCUUAACGUACAGUAAUUUUAACAAGUAAAAAUAUUUCUAUUGUAUAAACAGGAAUUUGUACAUUUUUUAUAGUGAGAAUUAUCAGAAAAAGUAUUGAAUUUAGUUAUACGAAAAUAAAUUUUUUUUUUUUAAAUUGAAUGAUGUUUUUUUAAAAAUUAACGAUAUUUUUUAAAAUUCCAUUA